CUAGCGGGUGAGAAUCUCGUUUAUAUAUCCGUUCUAUGUAUGGGAGAUAUAGAACGUCCUGGGUUAUAGACGCCCGCACUAUCCCUGGCGCAUAAUGUUGAAGCCUCAGGGACCGCGCCUAUUCGCCAUCACCUACUCGGCGACGUCAAAUGAAACAUCCAUCGCGGCACGCAGCACGAUAGUCUUGAACCAAUGGCCAAGAUCCUUAGCUGCAACCGCACAAUCUAGAGGAUUAAAAACUCUGUGGGCGCUUAUCCACAGGUCUCUUCACCAAAGUACGUAUUGCGCGCUGCAUUCCAGUUAUUGCCAACGGCGACGUCCUCAUGGGAACGAGACCGCAAAGAGCUACCGAGAGCUGAAGACAAAGCCAUACACGAUUGGAAAUAGGUAUAAGAAAAUCGUAGCGAGGUAUUGCUCAGCAUAUAAUGCCAUGAAUGGGUGUGAACUUCCCGCCAAUUUAGUCCCCUUGCAUACAUCAUCAUUCGCGCUCGCUGGCAAGUGUUCAGGCCGACGAGAGCGAAUCAAAUCCGUGGUGGUUUCGUUUCAGUGCCUAGGUUUUAUGAACCAUCGACCAUCUAUAGCAUUAAAUGAAGAGCUGCUUUUCAUUUCAAUAUCUAGCACAGCCAAGUUUUUCCAGCUAUUGUGAUAAGCAGUGUGAUUUUAAAAGAUUUUAGCCAACUCUC
This is a messenger RNA of Aspergillus novofumigatus IBT 16806, 683 nucleotides long. RefSeq lists its product as uncharacterized. The coding region runs from base 95 to 646 and encodes 183 amino acids. The record is from RefSeq and is a predicted model, not a curated record. The transcript has a single exon. NCBI's taxonomy places the organism in Eukaryota, Fungi, Ascomycota, Eurotiomycetes, Eurotiales, Aspergillaceae.